Nicotiana attenuata is the source of this 630-nucleotide messenger RNA. Its product is annotated as protein FAR1-RELATED SEQUENCE 5-like. NCBI's taxonomy places the organism in Eukaryota, Viridiplantae, Streptophyta, Magnoliopsida, Solanales, Solanaceae. The coding region runs from base 1 to 630 and encodes 209 amino acids. The transcript is spliced from 2 exons. The record is from RefSeq and is a predicted model, not a curated record.
AUGGGUGCUCAAGCACCCAUAAGUAACAAUGUACAUCCGUCACUGCACUUAGAUGAUGAUGAUGAAGAAGCCGAUGCUGCUGUGCACUUAGAUAAUGAUGAUGAAGAAGCCGAUGAAGAAUAUCACGGAGAAGCUACGAUGAUGAGGAGCAGAGAUAAAGAUACUUUGUUUGCAUUCUACAAAGAACAUGCACGACUGAGAGGAUUCUCCGUCAUCAAAAGAAAUUCCAACAAGAAGGGUGGUGACACUGCCAGGUAUAUAACCUACUGUUGUGAUAGGACUAGGAUUCGCAAAAUCAAGUUUACUACCAAGAGUAACAAUUGUAAAGCUAGGCUAGCUGCUGUUUUGGAUGAUUCUGGUUGUUGGGGCAUCUCUAAGGUCAUUCACGAUCACAAUCAUGAAUUUCUCCCAUCCGUAUCGCGCCUGAUGACCGGACAUAGGUCUGUUUAUGAUUCUUUGAAGUUGGAUCUUGUAGCUCACGAUCGAUCUGGCAUUAGACCCUCCAAGAAUAUUAGACUUGCUGAGGUUCAACGUGGUGGACCGAAAAAUUUGGGUUGCACUCCAAAGGAUUGUAGAAAUUAUAUUUUGAAGAGUAGGAAUUUUGAAAUGCAAGAAGGGGACGCACAAUAG